AUGAUCAUCACCACCAGCUGGUCGCCAAACUCCCCGCCCCGCCCGCAGCUACACCGCCCACCUGCGAAGCCCCCCAAACGCCCCGGGAGACGCAGCGGCCGUUUCUCAGCCCGGCGCCCCGCCCCCACUCUGCACCCCGGACCCCAGGUCGGGGCGCCCCAAGCCCCGGGCUCCACCCCGCCGGGACCUCCCCUCAGCCGCCCCGCCGCAGGUCCCGAGACCCGGCCCCCCCCCCCGCGUUCCCGGAACCGCUCCCUCCGUCCGUCCGCCCGCAGACCCCCCCCCCCGCCGGGGGCCACAGACAGACAGCCAGGCGUCGGGACACCGGGGACGCCUGCGCAGAAGCACCCGCCCCGCAGCCGCCCGGCCCCUCGGCCGCCGAGAGUAACAAUACCCCCUCGGACGGACGCGCAGGGGAGCCGGCGCGCGCGCCCCGACGACGCCCCGGCGCGCCCCCGCGGAGCAGCCCCCGCGGGCGCUGACAGGGUCGCCUCACCUGAGCCUCGGGGCUCCGCCCCCCCUUCUCAAUGGAGGCGUCAGCCACCUCCUUCAGUCCGUUCGCCACCGGACUCUGAGAACCCCGCGGCCGCGGCAGACAGUAAACGGAAGUGA
Erinaceus europaeus (western European hedgehog) is the source of this 612-nucleotide messenger RNA. Its product is annotated as proline-rich proteoglycan 2-like. The record is from RefSeq and is a predicted model, not a curated record. NCBI's taxonomy places the organism in Eukaryota, Metazoa, Chordata, Mammalia, Eulipotyphla, Erinaceidae. The transcript is spliced from 2 exons. Bases 1 to 612 code for a protein of 203 amino acids.